UCCCCGGUGAGAUCUCAUUACCAGGCCAGUGGCCGUGGGUAGUUGCAAUCUACGUUACUAGAAAGAUACAGUUUGAGAUAAACUACUAGUUUCAAUGUGGUGGGGUACUCUAUUAACAAACAGACAUGUAUUAACAGCGGGGCACUGCAUGAAAGUACACUCGAGUGACAACACUACACUACACUCCAAUAUGUUAGAAGUGAUAAUGGGGCGAUUUAACUUGGACGAUUUGCGCGGAAAUGGAUCUGCCAAUCGGGAAGUCGCGAGCUACGUGAUUCAUCCCGAUUGUGCUCACUAUCUCAAAGCUACUUCCGAUUUCGCGGUUUUGACCCUCAAGAAAGUCGUCGAGUUCAAUCCUCUUAUCAAGCCUAUUUGUCUAUGGUCCGGUUUAACUCAACUUGAAGACGUCAUUAGUAGGACAGGAUACGUUGUAGGAUGGGGUGAAGAUGCGUUGAAUCGUCGUGAUGUCAACGAUCAACGGAUGGUGAGGGCGACGAUAGUGAGUCACGGUACCUGUCUCUGGUCUGAUGCUAGAUACUUUAGUUUCGUAUCGGAUAACACCUUUUGCGCUGGCAACUUAGACGGAUUUACUCCUUGUAACGGUGACAGUGGAAACGGGCUGAUACUUUUGAAUAAUAUCACGGGCAGUUAUGAAUUGCGUGGUGUUGUUUCGCGAACUGUACUAGGUGAAACUAUGCAAUGCGAUCCACAAAAAUACGUCGUUUAUGUUGAUGUGGCCAAAUACAUACCCUGGAUUCAACGACAUAUUUCGACGUAACGUUCGUCUUGCGUUGCAAAAUGCUAUACAUGUUAAUCGAUAUGCUUCUUUAUGUAAAGUUUAUUCGAAGACGCCAUACAUAUGUACAGUUACGCGUGAGGAUUAAACAAUCAUGAAUUCUGUUUUUGGUUAUUCAUGUCUCUUGUAAUGUGUUUCCAAUCCGAAUACGAAACAUAAUGAAUAAGCUACCAUACAUAUAACUAUCUAUCAUAUUGGACUUCUUAAUUAUGAAGAAUAUUAUAAUCAUGACACAUGUUACAAUAUGUAUAUCGAUACACACAUUCAAUACUUGGGAAAUAUGGAGAAAAUGUUUUUACUCGCAUGUAUGUUACAUUUGUAAGAGUUUAAACUUCACCCUUCUCCCUCCACGCCCGUAGUCUGCGGUUUCUUUUCUUUUUUCUAGGGAGGAUCAAUUAGGAAGGGUGUUCAGUAUCAACACGAACAGUAUUCGUGUUCGUGCUGUCUUUUCGCGUAAUGAAUAGAUUGUGUUAUUCGUAAAUGUAUUGGUUUAUUCGGUCUUUAAAAUACGCCACAAUUUCACAGUGUCUCGCACUCGCGAUAGAGAUGUCCGCGACGACGUCUCGGGGCUGUUACCCUGGGUCGCGGACGAUUCGCAUGUACGCACUUAAAGUUUACUUAUCGUUUGUCGUACCGAUAAGUUAU
Molecule: messenger RNA, 1441 nt
Organism: Vollenhovia emeryi
Lineage: Eukaryota; Metazoa; Arthropoda; Insecta; Hymenoptera; Formicidae
Product: serine protease gd-like
Exons: 3
Coding region: 95-778 (227 amino acids)
Biological process (GO): proteolysis
Molecular function (GO): serine-type endopeptidase activity
Source: RefSeq, a predicted model, not a curated record